This is a messenger RNA of Stegodyphus dumicola, 5487 nucleotides long. RefSeq lists its product as uncharacterized. NCBI's taxonomy places the organism in Eukaryota, Metazoa, Arthropoda, Arachnida, Araneae, Eresidae. Gene Ontology annotation, molecular function: D-glucose binding; ATP binding; glucokinase activity. Gene Ontology annotation, cellular component: mitochondrion; cytosol. Gene Ontology annotation, biological process: glucose 6-phosphate metabolic process; glycolytic process; glucose metabolic process. The record is from RefSeq and is a predicted model, not a curated record.
AUGAAAGAAGAUCAGUAUGCAACCACUCAAGAGCUUUCUAAGGAGUUAAACAUUAGUGCCAUGUCCAUUAGUCGUGCUGCUGCUCAGGUAGUGUCUGUUUGUAAGGAUAUUUUAUAUUCUACCAUUGAAUUAUUAAGAGAUGAAAUAAGAAACGUGAAUUUGGAGCUAGAGCAACUUAAAAGAUGUGAGGAACAUGAACCUAAAAAAUCAACAAAAAAGGUCUCUGAAUUAUUUGAAAAACAAGGAAGAUUUACUUCAAAACAACUAUUACUGUUAAAUGCUUUAGAAGAAGAAAUUCUGAAAACAGAGAUUACUAAGAAUCAAGAAAUAAUUGAAUUAUGUGUAAACAUUUAUGUAACGGCAAUUGAAAAAAAGGAAGAGAAAGUUCAGGCAAUGAGGCUUCAUCUUGAAAAAUUAGGCAAGGCUGAAAGAUCUUUAGUUUUUGAGGCCUCAAAAAUCAUUUUUGAUCUAAGAAAUAUUUGUAAUGCCAUUCUUAAUCAAGAAAAAGUGGAAAUAGAUUUCAAUCAAAAGAAACUCGGAAACAUUCAGGAAGUAAAAUCAAUUUCUCAAAACGAGGGUAUGAAAAUAUUUCGGAAAAUUGAAGCGGUAUUUACAGAAGCAUUUAUGUUUCAAAAGGAUUCAGUGGAAUUUAUGAUGUUAAAUUUGAAGACUCUGGAGGAUAAAGAACAGCAGUUGAAAUCUGAGAUAUCUCACAUAGUCGUAUACUGUAAAGAUCUUCUGCUUAUUGUCAUGCAGAUUAUAGAGACUGAUAUAAAGCAUGCCUUGGAAGAUUUGAAAAGCCUCACGGCUUGUGGAUUUGUUGAAGUAAAUAAGUUGGAUGAAUCUCUGCUUUCAGAAGAGGAAAAAUAUGCUGUUGUUUGCAAUAAUCUAUUAACAACUGGUAUUGAAGAUAAAAAGAGCCUGAUUGAUUCAAUUACUUUAGAAAUACAGUUUUUGAGAGGCAAUAUAAAAGAACCUGAAAAUGACAUUUCGAAUAAUUUUCCUUCUUGGUAUGAGCGUUUUCUAAUGUUCAUGGAUAUGAAAUUAGAUGAAUUUGCCUGUGAGUCAUCUUCAGAUACCUUUUUUAAUGACUGUGAAGAAUCUGAAGAAUCUUCUUUUUAUGAUGAGGAGCCUGUGUUCCAUUUCUCAAAGAAGGUCUAUUGUAUAGAGCUUUUGAAAUCAUUAGAACAUAAAAAACUUAAGCAACCUGUUUAUGCUAUUACAAGUUGGAAUGAACUUUUUUUAAGAGCUCUUUUAAUGCAUACAAUAGAAUAUGAAGAAAAAAAAUCUACUGAAAUAAUUUGGGAUCCAAAAGCAGAUGAAGCAUUAUGUCAAAAAACAGGGUCUGAAAGUGUUCAAUAUAGGUCAAAAAUCAUUUGUACUGAAAAUUUAGAUGAACUCUUGCUUUCCUCUAUACAUUUACUUAAAGAAGAAAAUAAGGUAGCUUCGCAACUAAGAAAAAGAAAGCAAGAAACUUUAUCUCUUGUUACUUGGACUGAGAUUUUCAUGAAUUCUAUUCAGUCUUGGAAUGUGAUGAUGAGAAAGGAAUUUUCAUUAAUACAAUACAAAAAUAUGCUUCUUAAUUGGAAAGGCAAAGUGGGACCAAAAGAGUUUUCUGGAAGCCUUGCUGGAUACCAAAAUGACAAUGCAGCUAGUGUGGAGUUAAAUAGAAAUUUAGAAUUUUUCUUGGGAUCAAAUUUUGCAGAUAAAAAAACAAAGUACCAGAAUAAGCAAACUUUUCAUCCUGAUUCUGAAUUGUCUUCAAAACCAUCAGGCAAAAGAGACUGUGAUCAAGAAUCAUCAGACAGAAAACAUGAAACUUAUAGAGUUUCUCAGUCGUGGGAAGAUAUUUUAUAUAAUGUUUAUCAUGCGUUGAUGGAAGGAAACCGACUGAGAGCUGUACUGAACAGAAAAGAUGGGAAAAUACAAAGAAAGGUAGCUAAGUUUCAUUCAACAUUGGAUAAUUUUUUUUUAAAUGCAAUAAAAGCUCAGAAAGAUGAUUUAGAAAAAAAUAUUAGGAAAAAUAAUAUACUGAAAGAACUAGCUAAAAGAAUAAAUGAAAGACUAAAAAGUGGAUUUCAAGAAAUUGUUUUGCAAAAGAAAGUAAAAUUUUCAAGUUUGACAUGGGCACAGCCAAUUUUUGAAGUUUUUCAAAAGCACCAAAAGGAACUAACUAAUGCAUUACGCAUAAAAAAGCGGGAAAUGGAGAAAAGUGUGAAGCCUCCACCCAUAGAGACAUAUUCUGAAGAAAAAAUUUUAAAAACAGAGUCCGAAGAACUGAUAUCUGAAGUAAAGAAACUGUUAACUAAAGUUGUGGAGCUGCAAAGAAAUGAAAUCCAAGUUAUGGAGCAGGAAUUAAAUGCUGAUAAAAAUGUUUCUCAUCCUUUGACUGAAUUUAAUAAUUCUUUACAGCCUGUUGUCCUGUGGAAGAAAAUUGUGGCAAGUGCUGCAAAUUUAAAGAAAACUGGCAUCAAAUUUGAAAUGAAAUCUAAAAAGUCAGCUUUCAGUAAAUCAACUGAGGAUCUUUUUUUUAAUGCUAAGUUGUUCAAAAUGAAAGAACUAAAUAAUGGAAAGUGCUCGGAAGAAAAAUCAAAAAAGAAAAUUCUCUCAGAAAUAGUACCUGCUUCAGGAUUAUGUUGGAGUAAGAUUUUUGACACAGUUAAUGAACUUACAGAGAAAGAGUUAAUAAGAAUGGAUAAAUUAGGAGUUAAGAUAAAAAAUUAUGAUGGAGUACCUUUUAUGAAUGAGGAGCAGAGGUCAUCAGAUAUGGAAACUGAUGAUUCAACUCAUUGGACUGAUUUAUUUCUACGAGCCUUGGAACAAAAAGAAAAUGAGAUUUCUUCUGAUAAAUUGAAGCUGUUUAAAUCAGUGGAACAGAAUUCAGUCAGAUCUCAGCCAUCUUGGGAUGAGAUAUUUUUUGUAAUGUCUCAGCAGAAUAAAGGAGAAAUUCAGGAAAGACUAUUUAAUCAUACUAAUGGUGCUACAAAAUCUCAUCGUGAUAUUUUAUGCAAUAUACAAAAGAUGGUAUCAAGUAACUUUUUUUCUUGGUAUGAUGUACUUCUUGUUGUGGUAAAAGAAGUUUUAAAAGAGAUUGAGGAAGAAUCAUUAUUGAAGAAGUCGGAAGGUAAUCCAUCAAAAAUGAAAUGUAAUUCUACUCUUUACCAUCUUGAAAAAAGUGUAGAAAAAGCAAUAAAGAAUGAACAUGCUGCUGCAGCUAAAAAUGAACCAUGCUUUCUGAAGGGUUUUAAAGUAAAGUCUUGGAUUGAUCUGCUUCCAAGUCAGGAUGGAGCUAAAAAAUUAUUAAUGGAAGAAACUUGGAAUAGAAGGAAGGAAGACCAACUUUUAGAUUCUGUAGUUAAUGAAAGGAAAAAGGAUCACAAGGAUAGUAUGUGGAAAGAUGUUUUUCCAUUAGCUGUUGAAGUAUGGAAGAAACAAAUUGGGCAUUACUUAAAUGUAGAAGAGGUAUCAUGCAUCAAAAGUGAAGAAAAUGAAAUUUCAUUCUUUGAAAAUAAUGACAUUGUGAAUUUCCAAAAUAAAAUGUUGAUUGAAAGAAACAAAAAGAAUAUGUUUGAAAAAGAGUUAAAUGCUCAAACUAAGAGACUGAUGCAAGAAAGAUUUGAUUUUUAUGACCCUUCAAUUGAAAGGUUAAGCCAAGAUUCUGUACUGUCCAUUGUAAAGCAAGAUUCCUCAAAUCAGAAGAAUGUGUGGUCUCAUAAUAAGCAGCUAAUGCAACAGACUAAGAAUAGGAAUUUAUAUGGAAGUGCCAAGGAUUUAGAUCCACAGUAUUUUCUAGAACCUGUUUCGUGGCAAGAAAUUUUUCUAGCUGCUGUUGAAAUAAAUAAAGAGAUUCUUUGUGAUCUAAUUGAACUUGAGUACCAAGAUUUUCAGAAGACAGCUGAAGUGCAAUCUGAAGAUGCUAGUUUCCAUUAUAAGCAACAUAUACAUCGAAAGUUAGAAUAUAGGGCAGCAAGUGUUCUCGAUUUGCCUAUUACUCUUCAAGACCUUUUAGAUGGAGUUGCUAAUUUAAAGAAAAAAAACCUCAUUAUAUAUAAAGAGCUUGAUAACACUGAAAAUAAUGUCUCUGAAAGUGAAAAUUUUUCUAAAAAUGAAAGUCUGAAGGCAUCAGAUAUUAUAAAAAAAUUCAAAUGCAUUUUGGCAAGCGUUUUUGUGUCUAGAAAACAUGGAGCUUAUCUUCUUGAUAAUGAGAAUGGGAAGUUAAAAGAUAUUCAAGAAGAUAACCUUAAAAAUUUAAGGAUUUCAGUUAUUUUAAAUACCUUAAAGCAGUACUGUGAGAAUGGAGUAAAAUGUAGACAGAAAGAAAAUAAAUUGAUUGAUUAUGAACUGAAUAAGUUAGGAGAUCUUAAAUGCAUUUUUUCUGGAUAUUUGGAAUGUGGUAUGGAUAUCUCAUUACAGCAAAAAAAUAAAAAGAGAAUUAAGUUAUUAGACCAGAUGUUGUAUAAAAUUGCAUUACUUCAGAACGAAUUCCAUGCAAAACUUGUAAAAUAUAUAAAUUAUUGCAUUGGAGUAUAUGAAACUGCAGUUCAGAGAAGGAAAGAUGAAAUGCAAUACACGGAUCUCUCUGCAAUUGAUGUGUCUGGGAAGAAAUUUGAAAUGAAGUAUCUUGAAUUACUGUCUAGAAUUAAAGAAGUAUUACUGUCAGCAGUCAACUUAGGAAAGCCAGAAAUUCAAAAUAUGAUGACAGAAAUUCAGAAAUGGAAAAUUACGGAUAAUUUAACGGAAUCAAUUGAAAACAAGGUUAUACACAUAUUUGAUGCUGUUGAAAAAUUUUACAAUGAUGGAAUAUCUGUGAGGAAACAACUACUUAAGCAGCUGGCUGAAGAAAAACAAUUAAUUGAUUAUGAAGACGAAAAUUUGAAAAUAAUGGUAUCAAACUUAUUCAUACGAUGCAAAAACCUUUGUGAAUUAGCUGUUCAAUGCCGAAAAAAUGAGACAAAUUCCUUGAAAGAUAAGACUGAAAUACUUAAAAGGAGUUUUGAAUGGAAUGAUCAUGUGAAAUUAUCUGCAAUUAUUGCAAAUUGUGAAAAUUUGGUGGAAAGGGCUGUCGACAGAAGAACUAAGGAAAUUCAGUCGCUUAGUUCAUUUUUAAAUGAAAUAGAAGGAAAUCAGCCGACGCAAGUACAUUCUGCUUGUAAACAAUACUUUCUAUCUGCUAUUGAAAAGAGAAAAAUUGAAAUAAAUGAUAUUGAGCUGGUAUUAGAACCACUUGAAGAAAUUGAUACUGAUGUUAGCACAGAGUUGUCUUUUGCUAUUGAUGAUGCUUUGAGUGAUGUUUUGGCCGAAGGCAUGGUGUUUUUAAAUACUCGUGUUGAAAGAAGACAGUCAGAAGAUGCCCAGAUUAAUGCUGAGGCUAUAGCCAUGUGUACGGAAUUUUACAGAACAGCUUGGGAAAAUGUCGAGAACGAGAUAACGGUUAUGAAAGAAAAUUUGAAUAUAUUAGUUUCUUUUGAAGGGGAUGUGAUUGAACAA